This is a messenger RNA of Thamnophis sirtalis, 2132 nucleotides long. NCBI's taxonomy places the organism in Eukaryota, Metazoa, Chordata, Lepidosauria, Squamata, Natricidae. The record is from RefSeq and is a predicted model, not a curated record.
AUGGAGAUACUGAGCAUGAAAGUUGAAAAAAUUAUAUUUAAUUUUGGAAAUAAAGAACAUCUAGUUACCAUGCAACAUACAGUUCAGGUGUGGUUUGGAGAUGAUUUACCUAUCAGUCCACGCAGUCCACUGACUCCAAGACAUGGCCCUGGCCUGGCUGAUGUUUUACUAUAUGACCAAUGGAUAUCUGUCCGGCAUGAGGCAACUUUGAUUCCUAUGCAAGAAGAUCUGACUAUCUGGCUAUCUGGCUUAUUGGGUAUUGAACUUAAACCAGAGCAUUUAUUGGAAGAACUUGAUAACGGGGUAUUGCUGUGCAUUUUGAUUGGAGUCAUUCAAAGCAUAGUUAAAAGUAACUCAAAUGAUUUAAAAAAUUUCCCUUUACGAAAAGUCCCCUGUAAAAAAGAUGCUCCUUCAGGAUCUUUCUUUGCCAGAGAUAACACAGCAAACUUUCUGAAUUGGUGUAGGUGCAUUGGAGUGGAUGAGACUUAUCUUUUUGAAUCCGAAGGCUUAGUGCUGCAUAAAGACCCAAGACAAGUAUACCUUUGCUUACUGGAAAUUGGUCGCAUUGUAUCAAGUCAUGGAGUUGAACCACCAGUAUUAGUAAAGUUAGAGAAGGAAAUUGAAUUGGAAGAAACUUUGUUGAUGUCCUCUGAUAGUGUAGCCCCUAUAGUUUCUUACAAAUCGUGCUGUCAGGAUGGAGAAUUACAUGAAGCGUGUUACAUGGCAAACAUGUAAUGGUACGUGUUGGUGGAGGCUGGGAUACUCUUCAAGGUUUUCUUCUCAAAUACGAUCCUUGCCGAAUGCUUCAGUUUGCAACGUUGGAACAAAAGAUUUUGUCAUUUCAAAAAGGUGCAUCUGGUGAUAUGGUUUCCGAUUCGUCUGCUAAACCUCCACAGCCUCCACCCAUGAAUCCCAUAUCUGCCAUUGAUGCAUACCAUAAACAGAGUUCAAAGCCUUCUACUAUGGUUUCCGUUUCAAAAAACCCUCAUGUAGGUAAUAGGAAACAGGCAGCAUGUAAGUCAUCCCAACCAACAGUUCUUUCUUCUUCAGAAGCAGCAAAGCAUUCCUUACCCACAGACCAGUUGACACGAAACCAGCCCAAAUUAAAAGAUUCAUCAGUAAAUAACCUUCAGCCAUUUCCCAAAGCAUCAAAACCGGUUUUUAAAAAGCCAGCACCCCCUUCUCAUAACCCUACAUCUGUUUCAAAAUAUAGACAAGCUAUAAAUAAGUGCUCAUCAUCGGCUCAGGGGAGGGCUGCUUUAACACCAUCAGCAUCUCUUCAGAAAUGCACUGCAUCAUCUACCAAGCCUGCAUGUUCCCAAAACUCUCCAACUGUACAACAUUCUGCUCUAGGUUGUUCAAACAAUAAACUUUGCAGGUUGCCUGAAACGGCUACAAGGGUAGGCUGUUUAGAAGGACAUCAUUCUCCUGAUAGUGCAGCUGGGCUCAAAAAUGUAGCCAAAUGCAAGCCUCUUUCAAAAACCUCAGCAAAAUCAGCAAAGACCAUUAACAGAAAUUUACAUGUGUCUAAGCCGUCUUGCCCUCCAACAUCUACAAUGCCUACAAAAAUAAUUUCCAAAAAUAGUAGUCAAACAUUACCCACACAGUUUUACUCACACAGAGGAAAAUUGGAAACUAAGCAAACCAAACAGAAAACUGCUCUUAGCCCCAAACAACUGAGUUCUAAUUCCUCUCUUACGAAUGAUAAAACAACUGAGCAGACAUCUACGCUAGAUGUAAAGAGUAAAAAUCCAUUUUCAUCUGUUAAUAAUUAUGCUUCAGCCAAGAGGAGGCCAGUUCAAAAUAGUAGGAUGAAAAUACAGGGAACAGCUGAUGCAACAACACAUUCUGAUCGUAUGCCGUUAUCUAUUAUGCGUCUUCCUCAAACAUCGACCAUAAAUGGGGCAAGGAAAAAGACAGUAAAGGCUAAUGUCAAAAGUCAAGCACAGGUCAAAGUCUCCCAAAAGAAUGAUAAAGAACUUGAUUCAACCACUAAGGAACCUGUUUUAAAAGGAAAAGCUACAACUGUUCAACCCAAAGGGACACAGCUUAGGUUAAAGGAUUCCACAGUAAAGUCAAAACAGGAUGAUAAUUACUUUGUUGUGACUGGGAAUAAGAAACUCAGAAAGUAA